CAUCACAACGCGGCUUCAUCUUCUAUUUUCGUUUCUGUCCAGAAUCCAAGUUGAUGUUUGAUGCCAGAAUUGUUUUCAAUGAUAUGUCGUCAUUUGAUCUUUAAUGUUUAAAUUCCGGUUAUUUUUUUAACCAUUUCAAACAACUUUUGAAAUGUGAUUGUGUCAGUGAACCAGUGUUUACAUCUCUCGUUCCAGAGUCACAUGUUGCAGCAUGUUUUCAACUUUUCAGAAGAUAAACAUUGGGUUCUCGUGCUUAGAGCCAUGCAUGAACCGAUUUGACCGGUUUUGAAAUGGCCAAUUUUAAAUUGAUAUAAUAGAUACAGACAAUUUCAAUAUGGAUGAAUGUCAACCUCAGGUUUUGUUGAUGCAGAACGUUCAGGAUCUACGAAGAAGAUUGCGAGAGACGGAGAGACAUCUGAACAAACUGUCAAAAAUAGAAAGAACGGACGAUGAUGACCUUGAUUCGGUGACCAGUAUACCAAUGUCCGAGAGGCUCCAUAUGUUUGAUCACCUUCAGUUUCCUAAUAAGGAGAUGAUGGAUGUGGAUGAUAGGGAAAGUAUCCAAUCAGGACUGGCAACUCUUCCAGAUUCGUCCUACGCAGGAUUUGAAAGAAUACAACCACCAUCCAGUACGCCAAAUAGACCACAGACAUCUAGAAGAACAGAAAGCCAGGAGAAGCCGGGCGUGUACAGGGAACCUCGGCCUCAGCAGAGCCUGUAUCGACCAGAACCAGAGGAGGCCCGCUACCUCAAGGAGGCAAACAGGAAACUGCUUCAACAGAACCAUAAACUGCUGGCAGAGAUAGAAAAGUGCAGUCAAGAGGUCAACAGCAGCAGGGUCAAGAUAGAAGAACUAAGCAAUGAGUUGGACGAAUACCGACAAUCCAUUCCAGACCUAGAGGACAAGAUCGUAGGACUACAAGCAGAGACAGAGGCACAGGAUAAUGCUCUAAUGAGUGCAGAGGAGAGGUAUGAGAAAUGCCAGAGACAGGCCAACAUUUACCAUCAAAAAUGUAAACAACAUGAACAAGAAAUAGAGGAAGUUAAAGAGGAGAUCACGCAGGAAAGAAAGAAGAGAAAAGGAGCUGAAAGCCAGCGAGAUGAGGCUCUGUCCAACUUUUUGGAAGCUCAGGAAACUCUUGAGGAAUACCAAAAGAAAUCCAAGGAGAGAAUGAAAAAGAUGGAGGGCACUGAGGACUACCUGAGAGACAGUCUGGCUCAUGCAAACCAGGAGCGCGGAGAUCUGCUGGAGAGAGUCAACCUCCUGCAGUCCAAGUCAAAAUCUCUGCAUGAGGAGGUCAGGAGACUGGAGACGGUGGAGGAGGUAGAACUGGAUAGUCGACAAGACAUGGAGCAUCAAAAUAUGGACCUGAGGUCACAGCUGGCCAAGGUCACAACUCAACUCAAUGAAAUGGAGUCUGAAAGUAUGCACAAUGAGAGUUUGAGGAGAGAAAACGUCCGCCUUAAAGGCCAUAUCGAUGGUCAGCAGCAGCAACUGAAUACAUGUCAACAAGAAAUUGAAGAAAGUCGCACCAUGUUGGCCCAACUAGAACAACUAGCACAGCAGGUCCAAAACCAGUCCCAGAAAGCCAACACAAGUUUCAAUGACAGUGGAAUGUUCAGUGUGCAACCCUCUAGUCCCUCCAGUAAAGACAACGCCUCAACCUCCUUCCGAUCUGUCGACAAAACUGGAGCAUCUGGCUCAGCGGGCGGGGCACAGGCCAUCUUACAGGACCUCAGGAUGAGGCUCGCAAUGAAAGAUGCAGAGAUUCAGAGACUUCAGGCUGACAUACAGGCCAAGGAAGUGAGCAGCCAGACCCAGGUUAUUGAGAACCUUCACAGAGAACUCACUGCCAUGGUGCAGAGCAACAAACAAGGAAUGACCAAAGCACAGGAGCUGGAGGCAGUCAUAAGCCACAUGGAAAUAGAGAAAGCCCGGCAGACGAAACAAGUGUCCGACCUUCAGCGAGAUCUUGCUGACAAAGACGCUCAUGUAACAUCAAUGGAGGGCCGUGUUAACCACCACAAUGUCCAGCUGAUCGACCUUCAGGAACAAAUCAACGAAAAGUGUACAGUCACCACCAACAUAGAGCGGGAGCUUCGAAAGAAGACUUCCCAGAUGGCAAGUUUGGAAGAACAGCUAGAUGAAAAGACUUCUGCUUUGUCCGGGACAGUGGGCAAACUUCGGGAGUUGGAGGAGGAUUGUCGGGAAUACCAGGAAGAAGCAAGCAAAUUGAGGACGGAACUUCAUGGAAAGAAAGAGUCACUUCAUCAAACCUCAAGUCUGGCCGAACAGAACCAGCAGAUUCACCGUGAACAGUGUCGAGACUAUGAAAAACAGAUUGACAUGCUGACCCAGAAGCUGGAGAAGAAGACAAAUCGCCUUGAGGAGCUAGAGUCACAGUUAGGGUUGCUGAGGCGGGAGACGAAGGAGAAAACACAACACAUACAGCAGGUGGAGGAACUCCUCAGACAGAACCGACAGGAACUUGAUGCGAAGACGAGACAGAGCCAGCGAACGCUGCAGCAAUUAGAGCUACAGGCAAAUGAGGGGACAAGUCAGAUCAGAGAUCUUGAGUCUGCACUUCUGAUGUGUAAGGAAGAAGUAAAAACAUACAUUGAGGCCCUGGAGGAUUCCAAGGAACGUUUUGACAAAGAGCUCCAGUACAAGGAUGAAAAGAUAGUUGAGUUAGAUCAGAAGUUGAGACAGACACACAGAGACUUGGAGGUGAAGCUGAGACAAAACACAGAUCUAGAGAAGACACUGUUUGAGCACCAGACCAUGUUACAGCAGAGUACCACGAGGAUGUCAGACCUAGAGGACACACAGAUCGAGCUCAACAGACAGAUUUCCCAGAUAGAACAUCAGAUGUUAGAGGACAAAGCCCGCUACAUGACAGAAACACAAUCGCUGGAGAAAAAACUUACACAGACUUGUAAGCGAAUCGAGGAACAAACAGGGGAGAUCACUCAGCUACAACAAACUAUCAAAGGGUAUGAGGAGGAAAAACUACACCUCAAUACUGACAUACGCACGUUGGAGAACCAGAUUCAGGACGAACAAACCAGCAGUGACAGCAAGACUUACCGUGUGACUAAACUGGAGAAGGACGUCCGGGAUCUCAGGGUGGAGUUAGAGAAGAAAAUAGAAAUAAUUAACGAUUUUGAGGACCAGAUACAACAGAGAGAGGAAGACAUACAACAACAGAUGCAACUGGUGGGUGAACUUGAUGCUGAAAUCAAGCGACUACAGGUUUCCUCAGAGCAGGACCAGAUCCGUGCCUCUGAUGCCGAGGCACAGUUACAGAAAACUUUGUACGAACUCAAAGCCAAGCAGGAGAUGAUGGAGGAUAUGAAGGAGGCCCACAGGAAAACACAGGAGGAACUUAACGAUCGCAAACGAGAAGUAGGGGAGUUGAGCCAUGCCCUUCAGGACCGCCAAGCUGAGCUGCAACACCGCAUACAGCAGGUAACACAGCUGAACCAGAACAUCAAGGAGCUCCACAGCGAGAUGGAACAGCGGAUACAGCGGCUGGACAGCCAGCUCAUCAAGUACGAGAGUGAGAUCAAGGAACGCACCAUACAGAUUUCUGACCUCGAUGACAGAUUACAGUUGACCCAGACCAACCUAAAGGAGAAGGCACUACAGUUCCAGCAGGCCGACCAGCUGUCCCAGCGACAAUUCAUGGAACUGCAAUCUAAAACCAACACACUGGAAGAGCUGCAGAAGACAGUGGAGCGACAGAAGCUGCGAUUGGAGGAACAGAAAGAGGAGAAUGUGGAAAUCACACAAGAGCUCAGACUUACCAGAGAGCAGCUUCAGCAGCAGCAUGCUGAGUUUUUGUCAACACGGAGACAGUUGUCGCAGACAUCAAGAGAAAAUGAACGUUUAACUCGAGAAUUGGAGGAGGAAAUGGCUCAGCAUCAGAGCAAGGAAAACAAUACAGCACGUCUGGCAGAAGAGCUCGGGGCCAGCAAGGCACGCGAGGCUAAGGCAGAGGCUAGGGUCACGUCGGAGGUCAUCAAUCUGAGGGAGGAGCUAGCACAGACUACAGAAACAUAUGAAGAGCAGAUACAUGUGAUGAAAGAAAAAGCGAAAGAUGUAUCCUCGGACAAAAAGCAACUGGUCGUAGAACUUGAGGAGAAGGCGACACAGCUGCAGGACCUAGAGGCUCACUACCAACAGCAGUUUGAGAAGCUUCAAGAGGAUCUCAUUGUCAUCAACCAGGAGAUGGCCGCCAAGAAAAAAAUUGUCAAUGCUGCAAAUGAGUCUCUUAUUAUUAAGGAUGCUGAGAUUGCUCGAUUACAAGCCAGAAUCUCUGGGAUGGAAAGGUCGCUGGCUGCAGCAAGAUCAAUAGAGAGUUUCCAAGGUGAUAGGGCUAGUUCUGUCUUUCAAAGCUCUGUGAUGAUGUCAAGCUUUUCAGGGAAGUUAGAUUCUGAAUCAGAUGAUCCAAAUCAGUUGAAUGUUUUUCCUCGCUCGUCUGAUCAAACCAAACCAAAGCACUCUGAUGGUGGAAAUUCAGAAGAGUUGGAUAUCCCUCAACAAGAUCAAGUUAUGUCUGACCUUGAAGAUCCACCAAGGUCAAAUCGUAUGGAAAAAGUGACUAUAACCAAUCAAAACCAACAUACUAAAACUGAUGUUGCAUCUAAUAGCAAUGGGCAUGGACCUGUAAGAAAGUUAAACUAUAACGAUUCUAACAGUAUUCAUCAACUUCCAUACAACCAAGGUCAGAGGUCAAAUAACAUGCAUCAGAGAUUCCCACAAGGUCAACCUGUUCCGAGUAGUCAAACACAAGCACCACCUAUGAGGAAAGGGAGGCAAUCAGAUCAAUUUCCUGGAGAAUUUGAGAAGGAGCCCACUACAGCCAUGAUGAUGUAUGGUCAGAGUCCUGCAGAUGACCAGCUCAUUAUGGAUACAGAGUAUGGUGACCAGUAUUUCAAUGACCGUGCUCAAGGUCAGAUGGAACCAGAACAAUGCAUGCAAGAACUUCAAGAGAGGCUACGAGCCAAUGAAAUCCGUCAAAAGUUGAUAGACAAACAGCUUCAGUGUCUGGAUGAUGAUGAUUGAAGGAAGAAUGGAGGAUGCUUCAGGUGUAUGGACGAGUGAGGAGUGAAUGAAAACCAGGACAAAUGACAUUUUUAAAAAUGAAUUGUUUGUUUAAAACUAUAAUAGCAUAUAUGUUAAUACUUAAUGAAAAUUUACUAGUAUAUAUGACUGUGGCUGUGCUGUGUUUUGGUGGAGGUUCCAAAAUACAACAGAAAUCAUGAAUGUAAAAAGAGUGUAAAAGAGCUUGCAUUUUGCAUCAUAUUGAGCUGACAAGUUGUCAGACUUAAGUCUUUCCUAGCAGUGCUGUGGAAGGGGUUGUUGGUGGUAGGGGAGGGGGGCCAAAGUGUUAAGACAAGACGGGUUACAUCAUAUACAGUUCUGUGUUCCGUUGUAUUGUUUGUGUUCAGUUUAUCGUGUCGCCUUUUAUGAAGUCAUCAACAAAAAAACACAAUAGGCAACAAGUUGGUCUCAUAAGGAAUGGUUGUUUUACUCAGCAACAUCAGUUUCUGGGAGAAAGUAAAUGUGCAUGACUAAAUUUCUGAUGUUGUUUAAGCCAGAGUAUUUGAAAACUGCAAGAUUAUAACACUUGGGUGGAAAAUUGAGUAGAAAAAGACAGGAUAGAUCAUGAGUUAUUCCCUCGUCAGCCCUUACUCACCUUGGUUAACUCCAUACUCACCCAUGCCAGAAAACCCCAUCCUCAAUGGGUUAGGCUCACUAAUGUUCUCUGGCGCCCUGCAAUAUGUCAUAGCAAAAUUAAAGGCACACAGCUGGCCAUUUGAUUGGUGUCGGGUGAAAAA
Molecule: messenger RNA, 5844 nt
Organism: Mizuhopecten yessoensis (Yesso scallop)
Lineage: Eukaryota; Metazoa; Mollusca; Bivalvia; Pectinida; Pectinidae
Product: coiled-coil domain-containing protein 18-like
Exons: 29
Coding region: 335-5068 (1577 amino acids)
Source: RefSeq, a predicted model, not a curated record